Cladocopium goreaui is the source of this 3321-nucleotide messenger RNA. NCBI's taxonomy places the organism in Eukaryota, Dinophyceae, Suessiales, Symbiodiniaceae. The record is from the annotation of a GenBank genome assembly.
AUGGCAAAUGGCACUCCGCCAGCCGGUAUUUGCGAGUUGAUGAGGGCGCUCCAGAACUCCGACAAUGCGAUCCGCUCCGAGGCAGAGAAGAAGCUCAUGGAGGCGGUCAAAGGAGCACCGGAUCAGCUGGUUUUAGAGCUGCUGGCUGUGCUGGGAGCAAGCAAUGAAUCAGCUUCUGUGGAACUUCGUCAAGAAGCCGUGGUAGUACUGAGGCAAUGUGCUAUGGAGCAUAACUCCAAGAGUUGCUGGAAGUCUUUGCAGAACACCACGAAGGAGGCGUUGAAAGAACAGAUCUUGGUGUCUUUGACCAAGGACCCUAGCUUACCAGUUCGGCGAAAUGCUGCGAACGUGGUGAGCACCGUAGCAUCCACCUGUGCCAACAGUUACUCUGAGCUCGUGAAGGAGUGGCCGCGAUUGCUGCUGUUCCUCUCGGAGACCAUUAGCUCUGGUCAAGCGCCGCAAGUGACGGCGUGUCUCAAGGUGCUCACAGAGUUGGUGGAUCUCAUUGGUGAGGAGCUCCUGAAACAGGGCCCACAGACGGUGGCGUUGCUUCAAACCUGCUUGCAGAGCCCUCCUGGAGAGGUCAGAGCAGCAGCUGUACAACUACUCUUUCAGAUGGUGGAGGAUUUAGAAGAAGAGGUCUUGACGCCUUUGGGUCCUUUGAUGCCCCAGACCAUUGAAGUGAUCAAGGGCUUUGCAAUGGCCUCAGAGCAUGAAGAUUGUCUGAAGGAAACAUUGGAGGCCUUGAUCUCAUCUGCGGAAGAGGAGCCCGAGUUUUUCAAGGCCCAUGGGCUACAACAGCUCUGGCCGCUCCUCUUGGAGAUGUGCAAAGCUGACCACUGGGCAGAUUCUGCAGUCAGACAUAGUGCUAUGGAGGCGGUGAUGUCUUUUUUCGAAGGCCUCUGUGAGGAUUUCUGCAAACCUGAGGGCCUACCCUUCUUGGAGCAGCUUCUGACGCUGAACAUCCAGUGGAUGUUAGAGGUUGAAACGAACGUGGAACUUUGGACGUCCAAGGCGGAUGAGGAGGAUGAUGAGAUAGACGAGGACAUCGUUGACAUCGGUGAAGAAAACCUCGACAGAAUGGCCUCACACUGUGCAGAGAAGGAUGUGCUUGAAGAUGCCUUUAUGCCUGCGCUCUUUAAAGUGAUGCGCGCCAUCUUGUCGCAGCAAACGGCCAGCUGGAAAGAGAUCCGUUCCUGCGUCAUGGCAGUCUCACAGGUAGUGGAGUAUGUGGAAGAGGAAGCAUGGAUCGAUCAGUGUUUGGAUUUUAUUGGACCUCACCUUACCAAUGCACAUCCACGGGCCCGUUAUUCUGCGUUCCAAGCACUGGGACAAACGGCUUAUGAUCACGAUCCCUACGUGGCAGAGAACCAUGCCACCACUUUGUUGCCAAUGAUAGUGACUGGUUUAGAUGACAGUAACAUCCGAGUGGCCACCAAUGCAGCUAGCGCUUUGGCCAGCAUGGAGGACAUGGAUCCUGAUGAUCUUGAGCCACAUAUGGAGGGCUUGAUGACUAGGCUCGUCACGAGGCUUCAAAAAGGAGACACUCGGACGAUGCAGGAAACGUGUCUCUCUGCAAUCGCUGUGGUGGGAGAAGCUGCUGCAGAGCUCUUUGAGCCGUACUACGAUCACAUUUUGCCCAUGCUGAAGCAACUCAUUGCCACCCCGGGUGACCAGCAGCGAAGUCUACGAGGGAAAGCCUUUGAGUGUGCCAGCUUGCUCGGAGAGGGCGUCGGCAAGGAAAUCUUUGCCAAGGAUGCGCAUGAGAUCAUGCAGAUCAUGGUGCAACACUUCAAAGCUGGAUUCGCUGCAGAUGAUCAGACACGAGAGUACAUCCAUGAGGCAGCUGGACGAGUGGCGACAGUGUUAGGCAAAGACUUCAAGCCCUACAUGUCGUCCUUGUUGCCGAGUCUCUUCACAGUUCUCAACCAGACGCCUCAAGAGGUCGCUUUAGAGGACGACGACGAUGAGAUCACCCAUGCCUUGGUCGAUGGGAAGCUGCUGGGCUUGAAGACGGUUGUCUUGGAUGAGAUGACGGAGACCCUCACCUUGAUUGGAUCAUUGGUUGAGGCUCUGGAAGACGAUUUCGUGGACUUUUUGCCCGAAACCUGUCGGCAGUUGAUGCCGCUCCUUGAUUUCGCCGUCUCAGAUGAAGUGCAGGACAAAGCAUACUCCACCUGGGAACACGUCGUCACUUGCGCCCGCGCUGCCGUAGAUCAUGGUCGUUGCGACAAAUCCUUGGUGGGGCAAGUCACCGGCGAGUUGCUGAAGAAGACAGUGGCGAUGAUGACUAAGCUUCCACACGAUUCUGCGGACGCCGCAGCGCUGACACAGCUGCAGGGGCAUGCCACUGCCACAGCUGCCAUACUGAAAAAGGCUGGUCCAAAGGUCUUGGCCAACCAGGACGUGUCAGAUCUGGUGAAGGUUUUGGUGGAGCUGGUCUCCCGUGUGAAACUGGAGCCGGAUAUUCCCGUAGAGCUGGCGCCCAAAAAGAGCAGUGGUGCGGCAAAGGACAAGGAUGACAGCGACUCGAGUGAUAGUGAAUCAGACGAGGGCGGUGUCACUCCGCAGUCCGUGCGGUACAGCCUGGUGGACGUGGUGGCCUCGCUGAUGAAAGUCAGCCGCGAGGAGUUCGUCCAGGUGGGCCUGACGAUGCACAUGGAGCUUCUGAAGCAUUUGCUGAACAAUGGCAACGAAUGUGACAGAAGUUUGGCUCUAUACAUGGCUAGCGAUGUGGUGGAACAUCUGGGGGAGUUGAGCGUGCCAUACUGGAACUCCUUCAUGGAGAUUGCCUGUGGCUGCAUCACAGACAAAUCGCCUGUGAUUCGACAGCAUGCAGCGAGUGUGGUGGGCCAUGGCGCCAAAGUGGCCAUCUUCGCCCAGAUUGCACCCGUUGCUGCCCAACAAGUGGCGCGUGUGCUGCAGAAGCACGGCGAAAGGCAUCGAAGACGCAGAGCACUCAAUGCCGAGGCGAAGCAAGUCGCCAUGGCUGUGGAUAGCUCCAUCUGGGCCUUGGGAAUGAUCUGCGAACAUCAGGAAACCAACGUGGGCGGUGACUCCUCGGUCGCGUGGAAGAUGUGGCUGUCUCACAUGCCACCUCGAUGUGAUCGUGAAGUAGGUGUCAAGGCAUGCUCACAACUCCUUGGGCUGAUGGCAAAGAACCACCCGGUUGUAACUGCGACAGAGCAGCAACCGCGAGUCUUGGCCAUCCUUACUGAAGCCUACAAGUCGAGAAAUUCCAACACAUCUCUAGAUAAGGAGAUUGCUGCAUCAAUUGCACGUGCCGGAGCCGCGUCGGGGACCCUGAUGGCAGCGGCAUGA